CAACAUGUCCUUCAAAUUCGGCUUCAAUGUGAAGAACAAACUACCAAACGGCCCCGCAAAGCCCGGGCUUGGCAACAAGAAGAAAGCGCUGUUCGGCGAAGAUGCAGAAGAUGAUGCAAAAGGCAAAGCAGCCGCCUCCUCCAACGUGCAAGAAAUUAGCGACUUCAACUUCGACUCCACCCUCGCCUCGUCCUCCUCACCCUCUCAACCCGCCCCAACAAAACCGAAGAAAGGCCAGCCCCCCGUCCCGCCAACGAAGAAAGCAAAAGCCAAAGAAGACGACCCCACCACAAUCGGCUACUCCGCCAGCGCAAAAGAAGCCGAACAACGCGCCCUGGAAGCAGCUCAGCAAGAUGCGUCAAUCUACGACUAUGACAGCGCAUACGACGCUUUACACGCGCGCGACGCCGCCAUCGCAGCCGCCGCCAGAGAAGACGGCGCAGCUCGGAAACCCAAAUAUAUAGACGCGCUCUUCGAAGCAUCGGAGCAGCGCAAAAAAGACCAGUUGCGCGCGCGCGACAAGCUGCUUGCUCGCGAGCGGGAAGCUGAGGGGGAGGACUUCGCGGACAAGGAUAAGUUCGUGACGGGCGCGUAUAAAGCGCAGCAGGAAGAAGCGCGGAAAGCGGAGGAAGAGGAGAAGCUGAGGCUGGAGCAGGAAGAAGAACAGAAGAAGAAGUUUGGCAUGCAAGGGUUCCACAAGCAGAUGCUCUUGGAGCAAGAAAAACGACAUGAUGAGGCCAUGAAAUAUGCUGCGGACGCAGCUUCCAAGGGGGGAAUGGUGGAAGUGGCGCGGGAGAAGAGUGACAGAGAGAUAGCAGAGGAAGCGCGUCUCCAAGGCAAGAAUGUCACGCUGAACGACGCGGGCGAAAUCGCGGAUAAACGACAACUCCUCAGUGCCGGGCUGAACAUCGUCGCAAAACCAAAGUCUUCCACCUCCGCCUCCACAACAUCAGAUAAACCCGCCGCAAGUCCAUUCACAUACCAACCAAAGGGUGCCAAACAUGUGCAGAGGGAGCGCCAGACGGCCAUGAUUGCGGAGCAGAUCGAGUCCGCGAAUAAGCGGAAAGCGGAUGAAGAAGCAGAGGAACAAGCGAAGCUGCAGCAUGCAGCUAAGAGUCAGAAGACAGCGAGUGAGAUUAGCAGUGCGAAGGAGAGGUAUUUGCAGAGGAAGAGGGAGGCUGCGGAAGCGAAGGCGAAGGCUGGGAAGUGAGCGGAAGCGCAGGAGUAGAACCUGGGGGAGGAGUAAGUUGGCAGAAUAUGAUACCCUAUCACUGAGUCCACACAAGUCUCCUGAUGGAGAAUUGGUGCAAGGCUACACCUCGACUGCC
Molecule: messenger RNA, 1328 nt
Organism: Macroventuria anomochaeta
Lineage: Eukaryota; Fungi; Ascomycota; Dothideomycetes; Pleosporales; Didymellaceae
Exons: 1
Coding region: 5-1210 (401 amino acids)
Biological process (GO): regulation of alternative mRNA splicing, via spliceosome
Source: RefSeq, a predicted model, not a curated record